GUGUAUUUCCGCCGGCCCAGCCUCACAGGGUCCUCUGUGCUCCACUCUAUGAUGUGGCUGUGUUAAGCUGCGGAGACUGUUAGCUGAAAUGCGAAAACGCAAAUAGCUAAACUACCACAGAGUUCUUCAAAAUUGUGCCAUCCCUCAGGUGUAACUUUGGUGCUGCAAUCUAUCAAAGAUGGAAAACUCUAAAGAUGACUACAAGAUCCAGUCAUUUGACAUGGAGACCCAAAAGUUGCUGAAAACAGCACUCAAAGAUCCCAGUUCAGUGAACUUGGAAAAGGUGUCUAACAUCAUUGUGGACCAGUCUAUGAAGGACCAGGUGUUUAGUAAAGAGGCUGGACGCAUCUGCUACACCAUUGUGCAGGCCGAGGCUAAACAGACCAAUGGAAAUGUGUUCAGGCGGAACCUGUUGAACCGGCUGCAACAAGAGUUCAAGGACCGUGAGGAGACGAGGGUGCGCUCUCUGCAGGAGUGGGUGUGCUAUGUCACCUUCAUCUGCAAUAUCUUUGACUACCUCAAAGUGAACAACAUGCCCAUGGUGGCGCUGGUGCACCCUGUGUACGACUGUCUCAUGAGGCUGGCCCAGCCAGAUGCUCUGAUGAAUGAGGAGGAGGUGGACUGCCUGGUGCUGCAGCUGCAUCGUAUUGGGGAGCAGCUAGAGAAGGUCAACGGCCAGCGCAUGGAUGAGCUCUUUUUCCUGCUGCGGGACGGCUUCCUGCUGCAGGACGGUCUCAGCUCCAUGGCACGGCUGCUGCUGCUGGAGAUCCUGGAGUUCAGGGCCGGAGGCUGGAUGCUCAGCAGCACCGCUCACAAGUACUACUACAGUGAAGUAGCUGACUAGGACGGCUCCCAGAACAGAGGACGUCGAGCGACUGUGUGCUUCAGACAACCUCUGUACAAAGAACACCUUGAUUUGGCAGAGAGACUCCUUUCCUCAAUCACCACUGAUAAGAAAGAGGUAAUUUUUUAAUGGACAGGAGCUCCUUCCAGUCAGUCAGUGGUACUUCAGGAAACUCGUGGGGGAUGCAGAAGUAAGGCCUGAAGAUGGCAAACUGUUAUAAACAGACUCAUUUUGUUGGAUUGAUUUGUUUCUUUAAAAGAAUUAUAGGGCACAGUGUCCUGAAUGUGCAAUGGUCAGUAAUCAAUAAAACAAAGGGUUAAGUAGCAGGUUUUAGCCACAUUGAGGUGCACUGCCUUUAGUGAGUUGGCUUUAAAAGCUUGGGGCACUGCAGUUCCUUUUUCUGUCAAGUAGAAUGUCUAUCUUGUUUGCAUUCCAGUUUUAAGGCAACAUUUCCAAGUUAAACACUCCAAAUUAUUAUUAUUAUUUUUUUUAAUGAAUCCAAAGUAGUUUGAACAGACAUUCCAGUCAGGUGUAAGCUGAUUUGGCUGUUGCUUUACUUUUCAUUUAGUGUUGUGACUGACUUCUUGUUCUUUGGAAACUGAUAUUAUUUUAAUCAUUUAGUUAGUCUAUAUUUUAAAAGAGAAUUUCAGGUUUACAAAAGGGUUGCAUUGCUUUUACAACUGAGGAGUUUUCUAUCUACUUUGUCUUGUAAGAUUCCUAAAUUAAUGUUGAUUAACAACUUGUUUUGUAUAUUAAAUUCCAGUUGUCAGAAAACAUUGUUGCUUAAGUCAGGGAUUGUUUUGUUAUAGAAUAAGCUGUGCCCAUCUUCCAAACUAAAGACUUCUACAGCAAAAAGACCAGAAGUGGUUACAGAUCUGAUUGUUUUUCAGUGCAGCUGAUGUUCUGUUUAAAAUGAUGUCUGUUAUACAUACAGCAGUACGUUUAGAUGAUGCCAGAUGUAGAUUUACUGUACAUCAGGGUUCUCAGUUUUUAUUUUCUAAUAUAGGAUGUGCCAAUAUGACAGCAUCUUUUCAGAUACAGCUUAAUAUUGAAAAGGUCCAAAUAAAUUUUUGUAAUCAAGGUGCUAUAGAAUCUUCCCUUCCUUUGCCUGUGGGUUAAUCUUACACUGCCAUAAUGUCCUCUAAUAGGCAGAGAUUAGGCCAAGUAGAUUAUAAAUACUGGUUUCUGGUCUUGUUGAGCCUCUUGAAUCCAGUUUAGUUGUUCCAGUUUCACCAGCACUGUGUAGUUUGACUUUGUGAGGUAUCAGUUUUAGUUCAGAGUGCAAUAUCACUUUAGUCAGCUGUGCUCAGUUAAUGGCUUUAAUGUAUCCAGACCAAAGCUGUGCCUUGGGAUUGAACACAUUAGUAUUGGAUAAAUAAUUCCACUAGAUCUAGCCUGUAGGCAUGUCUGGUGAAAAUGUUACAUUUCUUUGAUUAGUUACAAUUCAUGCAACCUCUUUUUAUGGUGUUUUGACAACAACACUGGAGCAAACGGCGCAAUAGGUUCUGUACAUGUAGGGCUGGGCUUCCCUGGGAACAUGUUGCUUUAGUAAUUAUAUUUUAUUACGUAAAACUAAAUUAAAUUCCACAACUUGUUUGGACAGCUGCUGGACAAAUACUUGAGCAGUUCAACUCCAAGGAAACCUCAAGGUGUAAAUUAGACAUUAAAAAUGAUAAUUUAUUUUUAACUUUCAAGAAGCCACUAAAAACCCCAGCUAGAGUCAGUAUUCAGAACAUUUUAUUUAUCCCCCAAAGUUAACCGUCUGGCUUAUUACCUAGCACUGCAUAUGAAGUUUACAUGUAGGCAUAGCUACUGAGUGCUCAAAUACACAUGAAGGCAAAGUAUGUUGAGCUGAUCAAGACAAGUUAAAUUAGCAUGGUGACUUAGGACUUUGCUUCACAGUAAUUACCAAAUUUGAACGCUGGAAACAUCAGUGGUGGGUUCUCCUGUGUCAUGGCGGGGCAUAGUGCUGACUGAUUUCCUUUGUUACAGCAUUUUUACAUCACUGAACUUCUUUCUGUUACGCUCGGGUUGUACUUCAAAUGCAAAAAAAAAAAAAUGAUUUGUUGUAAUAAAUUUUGAAGUUUUUGCUUAA
Messenger RNA from Myripristis murdjan (pinecone soldierfish), 2939 nucleotides. It is a transcript of the gene mif4gdb, whose product is annotated as MIF4G domain containing b. Gene Ontology annotation, cellular component: cytosol. Lineage: Eukaryota; Metazoa; Chordata; Actinopteri; Holocentriformes; Holocentridae. The record is from RefSeq and is a predicted model, not a curated record. The coding region runs from base 179 to 844 and encodes 221 amino acids. The transcript is spliced from 6 exons. Gene Ontology annotation, biological process: regulation of translational initiation. Gene Ontology annotation, molecular function: protein binding; RNA binding; translation activator activity.